Molecule: messenger RNA, 3528 nt
Organism: Oryzias melastigma (Indian medaka)
Lineage: Eukaryota; Metazoa; Chordata; Actinopteri; Beloniformes; Adrianichthyidae
Gene: mybl2a
Product: v-myb avian myeloblastosis viral oncogene homolog-like 2a
Biological process (GO): regulation of DNA-templated transcription
Cellular component (GO): nucleus
Molecular function (GO): protein dimerization activity; DNA-binding transcription factor activity, RNA polymerase II-specific; RNA polymerase II cis-regulatory region sequence-specific DNA binding
Source: RefSeq, a predicted model, not a curated record
UUCAGAGGAGCAAGAUGAGGGCAGAGUUUCAACUGGGACGGAUUCUGACAUAUCAGAAAAGAACGAUGGCACCAAAUGUGAUGUGGAAUGGACGCAGGAGGAGGAUGAAAACCUCAAAAUUCUGGUCAACAACUUUGGCAAAAGAGAUUGGAAUAAUAUUUCUAGUUUCUUACCGGGCCGGACACAAAUGCAGUGUAUGGUUCGAUGGAAUAAACACCUGGAUCCAGAAGUAAACAAGGGACCCUGGACCAAAGCAGAAGACGACAAGAUGCUGGAGUUGAUCGACAAAUACGGCACCAGAAAUUGGUCUUUACUUGCCAGGGAGUUAACUGGAAGAACUGCGAAGCAGUGUCGAGAGCGCUGGUUUAACAACUUAGAUCCAAUGAUUAAAAAGUGUAGCUGGACUGAGGAAGAAGACCUCAUCAUCUACAAGGCCCACUCCAUUCUUGGGAACCGGUGGUCUGAGAUCGCUAAGCUGCUUCCUGGAAGGUCAGACAACUCCAUAAAGAAUCACUAUCACCUCACCAUCAAGCGCAAAGCUGGGUUGGGCUUUUUCAGAGAUGCUGCCAACAGCAUUUCCCUUGAUAUUGAACAAUUUGUAGAUAAAGAGGUGGACUUUAAAUGUGACGUUGUGAUAGAUACUGACCCAGUGUCUACAAAUUCGGUCAAAUCUGACGACAUCAAGCAGCAAAGAGAUCCUCCAAAACCUAAACGGAAGACUUCAGCUUCCAAGCCGUCUCCCGGUUCCUCUUUGCCUAGAAGUUCAAACUCCAGUCCGAGGUCUGGAGCUGCAUCGUCAAUCGUCCCUGUGGACCAGAAGGUGUUUGUCGAUGCAGCUCUAAAGAUGAUCGCUGAGGACAUGCUUCCACUCAGCUUUGUUGAAGGUGCGGGCUUCCGGUCGUUCAUGAGUACCAUCAGACCGAACUGCAAUAAGCUGUCUCAGCGCAUCAUGGGCCUGCAGCUCUACGAGGAGGUGGAACGAACCAUUAAGCCUCAGGUCAUCCGAGAACUCAAAAACUCCCUCGCCGCAUCUGGAGAUACCAAAAAAGUCAUUCAUGUCACCUGUGACCUCUGGGCGGGAGGUCAGUCCCAACAAACAGAGGAUCCAAUUCUUGUUGUUCAGCUCCACUUUAUUACUGAUGACUGGAACAUCCGGCGUCCUGUUGUGGCCUUUCGCCACCUCAGCAACAAAAACAUCAGUACAGCUGUAGCAAAGGAGCUGGAAGGUGUCCUUCUGAGCUACGGCAUCUUCCCCCACAACAUCGGCUACGUUCUCACCAACCAGGCCAAAGAAGUCAUCACAGGAAACGACUUAUUCUGCGACUACAAGAUUGUUUGCUCCUCUAACAGAGGAGAACCAGACGGAGAUGAGAUCGUGGCAUUUCUCUCCGACCAGAUGCAUGAAGCGGAGCUGCCCUUUUCUGAGCUGCAGAUUGGGACCAGGACAAUCUGUGUUGCCAAAAGACUGCAGAUGGUGAUAAAGGACGCUCUGAAAAAUUCCAGAGUUGUUGAGAACAUGCUUUCACAGGCACACAACGUGGUGGCGUUCUUCAAGAGCAGUGCCUACUGGAGUGAGAUUUUGUUGAAGGAGUGCAACGUAUCCAUGUGCCCUUCGUCCUCCAACUGUCGCUGGAACUCCAUGAUGGUGUCACUGAGGAAAAUGGUGCAGGAAAACACCUGGAGCACCGUCAUGACUCUCUUGGCUCAGGCCCGCAUCGAGGCCACGGACACGACCAGCGCCCCCCCACUGGUCAUGGUGAAGAGGGAGCAAGUGGUCGACAUCCUGGGUCUUCUAGAGCCUUUUGAGGAAGCACUACAAAUUCUUCAGGGAAACUCUGUGUCCAUGUCUAUGAUCAUACCUGCCCUCAUCGGCCUGGAUAAAACAUUAGAGACCUGUGUCACCAACUACACCCACUUCUGCAAGGCUCUGCGCGUCGGCCUCCACACACACUUCCAGUCUGUCGUUCACCAAGAAGACGUCAUACUAGCUGCUGUGCUGGACCCAAGAAUCAAAGUGCAGCCAUUCCCUGAUACAAAAUCAGACCAGUCAGAGUUUCUAAGUCCUCCAACAAAGAGUGAAGCUGCGUCGAUUUUAAGGUCAUCGUGGCAAAGCAUUGAAUCCUCCGCCUGUCCGUCUUCAGAGGCAGACGCGGUGCCGAAAGGUAACUCAUUAACAGAACAGAGCAUGGAGGAAGAAAACCAAACCUCCAUAAAGACAGAUUCAAGCUCCAACAACAGCUGCGAUAACGGCAACGACCUCAAGCGCAAGUCUGCCGAGAGUCUCAGCCAACCGCCUGCAAAGACUGUGAAGAUGUCUGAGCUGGAUCUGUACCUGUCCAAGACAGUGUGGAAACAUGGCCCCAGUUUACAGUUCUGGAUGACCACUCCUCAAUUCCCCACCCUCAGGAACCUGGCCAAGAAGGUGCUGGCUGCUCCAGCCACCUCCGGAGGCUUUGAUCGAAUGUACCCCAUGUCGCUGUGCAUCGUCAGGGCAAAGAGGAACCGCCUGCUGCCUCACACCACCGAGAGGCUGCUCCUGUACAGAAACUCUAUGAAAGCGAAGGCGCCGAGGAAGAGCAGCGAAGCUGCUAAAAAGUGAAGCCUUUUCUAACUGGAUUAGGAUUUUCCUUUUUCUAGAUCUAAAACUUUCAGAAUGUUCGUUUGCUGAAAAUGAGGCAAGUUUUUGCACAAUUAAAAGGCUGUUACUUAAAAAUGUAUGUUUUCUAAAACUGAAAAAGGAAUUGCUUUGUAUUAAAGAAAACGGAACGUGUUUGGAUGAUUCAGUAAAAAAAUACUAAAAUGUUUACUCUCCCUUAGAUAACAUGAAAGGGAAAAAAUGCUAAUUCUUAUUUUUUUACAUGGAAUUCUGAGCAUUAGUUGCAUAAUGGAUAAUUAUGAAGUGUAAACGCUACAAACAAGUGAUGUGUUGUUUUAGGAAUUUUACUCUUUUUUUUGACAUUUUCAAAAUUUUCCUAACAGCUACAAUGUUUUUCUAUUUUGCUUUAAAGCCUUAUUUCAAUAGGGUUUCAUCUGUGCUGCUUACAGGAAAAUGUUUGGUCCAAGUUUUAGCAACAUUUUUCUAAAUAUCAAAAUAAAAAAACUUUUUUUUAGUUUUGUAAAGUUUUUGUAAUUUGUUGACAAAUUCUAUUUAUUUAGAUUAAUAAUGAUUAUUUUUCUUUUAAGGCUUUUUUUCCCUCUUUUGCUCUGAUCUCUGAAGGGAAGUGAUAUGAAUUUUUUGUUUUCUUUGGUAACAUUUACAUAGAAUUCUCAACAAUCAAUUAUGAAAUGUGUAACAAAACACUCAUUUGACUAUCUAUUUUAUUAGAUGAAUAUUUACUCUUUUUAUGUUUAUUUUUAGUAUUGUUUCUUAAAAGAUCCUUUUUCUCUUUGGAUUUGGAUCAGAUUUACCUGAAUCAAACCUGCAUUCAAGUUGUCAGUAAAAAGAAUUGCCAGAUUUACAUAAAAUGAAAGGUAUAUCACCCUGUGCUUCCACGUUGAUCUGGAAAUAAAGAAAAAUACUAACCAAUU